AUGUACCCCCAGCCCCGAGGCAUCGAGACCUUCACUCGAAAGGUCACUGCCACGGCGAGCCACCUAGUUGGCCCUCUGGCAGACCCGUCCUCGAAUCACUACCACAACGCCAUGGCCGAGGUGCACAAGCAGCUGAAGCGCCCCGGCAUUCAGCGUAGCAUGUUCUCAAUGGCCAAGACGACGCCUACCGACAUGGUCAGGUCCAGGUUCUCGACCUCGGAGAUUCAGACACGUGCCCUGUCCUACCUCUCCGAUGAUAUGCUGCAGCAGAUUCCCGACAAUGAGAACUCGUACUCCCUUUUCCAGGGCUUCCAGGCCUCCUUUCCAGAGCUGAACGAAGUCGGCAAAAAGCACAGGCGAAGAGUGUCGAGGGGCAGGAAGAUGAUUGAAGAUACCCCCAGGACGCCGGACGGUCCACGCCACCUGCAAUCGCUCAAGAAAGAGCGGUCUUCUCUCAUGCAUGAGCUCGAGAUGCUCGGGAUACGGAAAAAUAUGGCUAGCGUCGAGAUACGAGAAAUCGACAACAAGAUUGCUAAUCUACAUGGCAUGCGGAGGAUCAUUCUGGAGAGGCUUGCCGGCCUCGAGCAAGAGGAAGCUUUGCUGGAGCACGACAUCGUCGAUAUGGAAACACGGAUAGAAGACGCUCAGCUACUUGUCGACGAGGCCGAGUCUAUCGCAGCAGAUACACCUACAAGGGACGAUGACGAUGAUUUGGUUACUGAAAAGGCGGCCGACGACUUCAUGUCGCAAUCUGUUUAUGAGAAAUUGCCCUCAGCCUCGAGCACUCCUUCAAAGCCAAAGAGACACAAGAUUAUCAAGCGAAAGUCCUUGCCGGUUUUGCAUGAGCACUUGGAACCUGGUACUGCUAUCCGCGAAAUCAAGGCUCACGGCGACAAUAUCACGGCUAUCGACUUUGACGUACCCUUUGGUACCAUGGUUUCCGCUGGUCUGGAUGAUAUGGUCAAGGUUUGGGAUCUGAAUGCUGGUCGCUGCAUUGGCGUUCUCGAGGGCCACAUUGCAUCGGUACGGGCGCUUCAACUCGAGGACAACUUUCUUGCCACUGGCGGUGCCGACGCGACGAUUCGUUUGUGGGAUUUGAGCAAAGCGCACUACGACCCUCAAGGUGAUCUUGCCGAGGACGAGGAAGACGGUAUCGCUUUUGAGAACCCCGAUGACCAGCCAGUGGAGCCACCCGCUGGCAGCAUGGCUGAUUGCCCUCUAUUUUCUCUCGAAGCUCACAUGGACCAAAUUACUGCUCUACACUUCCGCGGCGAUGUGCUCGUAUCGGGCUCGGCAGACAAGACGCUUAGACACUGGGAUCUCGAGAAAGGGCGAUGUGUGCAGACUCUAGACGUGAUGUGGGCAGCAGCGCAAGCAUCAGCAUCCAUGGGAUCGGCAGAGGGUGCCUGGAGGCAGACCAGUCGGGGCACAUCUAGUUCAGCCGACUUUGUUGGUGCUCUACAGGUGUUUGACUCUGCCCUCGCCUGUGGUACAGCAGACGGCAUGGUCCGCCUUUGGGAUCUACGCAGUGGUCAAGUUUCCCGCAGCUUGGUCGGACACACCGGUCCAGUCACCUGCUUGCAGUUUGACGAUGUUCAUCUGGUGACGGGUAGCUUGGAUAGGAGCAUACGGAUAUGGGACCUACGGACAGGAUCCAUUUUUGAUGCAUUUGCCUAUGACAACCCCAUCACCAGCAUGAUGUUUGAUAGCAGACGCAUUGUCAGCGCGGCUCAGGAGGAUGUGGUCAAGGUGUACGACAAGCUCGAGUCACGACAGUGGGAAUGCGGUGCCGGCAUCACCCAGGCCGAAGAGGACAAGACUCCGGCAAUCGUCGAGCAUGUGCGCAUCAAGGAGGGAUACAUGGUUGAGGGACGCCAGGACGGCAUCGUCGGCGUAUGGAAAUGCUGA
Messenger RNA from Pestalotiopsis fici W106-1, 1908 nucleotides. Its product is annotated as Mitochondrial division protein 1. The transcript has 3 exons. Lineage: Eukaryota; Fungi; Ascomycota; Sordariomycetes; Amphisphaeriales; Sporocadaceae. Gene Ontology annotation, biological process: negative regulation of transcription by RNA polymerase II. The record is from RefSeq and is a predicted model, not a curated record. Gene Ontology annotation, molecular function: protein binding. Gene Ontology annotation, cellular component: transcription repressor complex; nucleus. Bases 1 to 1908 code for a protein of 635 amino acids.